UAUGGAAAACUUUCAUCACUAGACUUGAAGCUAAGCUAAGCAAAUUUUAGCUUCGCAAGGCCCUUUUCUUGCUUUCCAAUCUUCCAAUCUUCCCAUCUCCUCAUUCCACCUUCCACCUUCCAUCUCUCCAUUUUUAUGCUCAUGAACAACCAUUUCAUUUCGUUCGCUCCUUCUUUCUAUAUAUCAUGCCACUACAACAAGACUUUGAUUAUGAGGAACUUACCAAUAUCUUAAUUAACAACUUUAAUGUUCUCGCAGAUGAAGUUCAACUUUUAAGUGACAGGAAGACUAUUUUGGAGCACAAGCUCCGGUAUUCACAUUCCCAAGUAAGUUUAACAUACUUUAUUUUCAGUCACGCGCUUCUUAUCCUUUUCAUGAUGUACACAAAUAGCUCUAGAACAAAGCUGCAAAGUAGCAAUGCCGAUAAUCUACCAAAUUUUCUGAAUUUUUGACUCCAUCCUUUUUAUUCUUGAAACAGCUCGGUCGAAUCAAGACUAACAGUCAUCUUCAUAGUAUCAAUCUUUGGCGGAUAAAUAUGCACCCUCAGAUCCUGAAAUAGCUAGUACUUUAGCAAAGCUUCAACUUCCUCCAGAUUCACAAAUAACUAUUCCUGAUCGCGGGGGAUUUGUUCCUUUGCCGCUUCGUAAACAACCAACUUCAAAGCAACAAACUGCAGUUGCAAUAAGGGACGGGAGAAGGGCAGCGCAGCGGCUUGCAGCUAUAUCUGGAAAGUCUGCCGGAUCUACAACUAGUAAAAGUAUAUCCGGUGGGAGUAGUAAUAUGAGAUUGUCCGCACGCCGAACCUCCUUAUCAACUGUUCUCGAACAAGAUUUUACUGUGCCUGGAAAGAAGAGUUCAUUGUUGUGUCCAUUUGUAACUAUGUCUGAAGGAACGAAACCCAUGAAGAACCCAAAUGCUCAGGAUACCAGCACUGGUGAAUCCGAUCAACCUUUGACUCCCGUCGAUACCCAAGACCCUACCCCCCACCACUCCUCAGAUCCUAUAUGUGCGCAAAUGUACGCCGAGACGAUGUCAUCUCAGCCCCCAUCAGCAACAGGCCCUGGAGCUCAAUGUCCAAUUCGUUAUCUUAAUCAGCAUUCACCUGAAGAGAUAGCACGAUACUUUGAAACACACAAACACGAAGUACCCCGCAGUCAUGAGGUUUGCGUCAAGCGAUAUCAGCGAAACGAGGAUGAUGUGAGGAUGCUAGAUGCGAAAUAUGGAAACCUAGUGAGCAUGAUUCAGGGCCUUGGCCAGAAGCAUCAGCCGAUGUUACCUACAAAGGAAGAGCAAGAAGCGUACGAGGUCGAGCGUGCGUCCAACGAAAGAGUGGAAAACUGGGCAAAUAACGUCAGCGUCGACGGAGAUGAAUUGUUGCACGAAACUCAAUCUACUCCUGCAGACGACAGAGAGAGUCGUUUUGACAGGCCAAUGAAAGAGGUUAGGGUUGGCGAAUCUCCGAGCCGACCAUGGGGGAUUUCUGUUCCAAUCUAUGAUCAACCGUCCGACCAUAGACCUGUAUCUCCACCACCGGCGCCUGUAUCUGUUCCCUUGGACAGUUAUUCAAAGCCUCCCGGAAAGUGUCCUUUUGGACAUACUGCGGAAUCGAAUGCAGAACCAAAAUUAACACGAGAAGUGCCCACGACUCCAGUUGAAGCAGGCAGGCCAGCAGAUUGUCCUUUUGGCCAAGGUCAAACGGCCAAGGACGAAACACCCUUCACGAACUACAACGCACCGCCUGUAUUUCACGACCGGCCGGCCUUCAUUCAACUCGAGCAACUUCAGGCGCAGGGUAUUGGGCCGAAGAUGGUUUUUACAGGGCCCGUAUUUAUAGGGUAUCCGAUUGAGCAAGCAAUGGCGUUUAUGAAGCAGUAUCAGGCACAGACUACAGAAUGACUGAUUAAAUGAUGUAACGAGGAGACAUUUAUAACGACUGAUUUUGGUAUUUACCUUUUAGCGAUGGAGUUUUAGCGUUGCAUAUUAAAUGGAUGUAAAUGUAAAUGGCGUUCUUUUACAGGAGCACAAAUAUGUUUUCUGCACAACACACAGAUUCCUGACCAAGGAAAGCAGCUCGGCAGGCAGGCAUGCUAAGUAGUUCAAGAACUUUAUAGCAAAAAAAUGCAAUACCACGGAUCAAAUGAUCAGA
Messenger RNA from Sclerotinia trifoliorum, 2146 nucleotides. The record is from the annotation of a GenBank genome assembly. NCBI's taxonomy places the organism in Eukaryota, Fungi, Ascomycota, Leotiomycetes, Helotiales, Sclerotiniaceae.